Messenger RNA from Phragmites australis (common reed), 2139 nucleotides. RefSeq lists its product as uncharacterized. Gene Ontology annotation, biological process: DNA transposition. Bases 1 to 2139 code for a protein of 712 amino acids. The transcript has 3 exons. The record is from RefSeq and is a predicted model, not a curated record. Gene Ontology annotation, molecular function: transposase activity; zinc ion binding; DNA binding. Lineage: Eukaryota; Viridiplantae; Streptophyta; Magnoliopsida; Poales; Poaceae.
AUGAGAGAUGCCACAAUUAAGAGAGCCACAAAUGAGACAUCCACAAAUGAGAGAGUCACCAAUGAGAGAGAUACAACCAAGAAGCCUACCAAGAAAACCAAAAAGUCCAAAAGAAAAGUUGCACAUGAUGAGGAGACGGUAGGAGUUGAUGAGGAUGACAUCUACUCUGACACUGAAUCACUUGUGGCACUAAGUGAUAGCAGCUAUGACACUGAUUUGGCUGCAUCAUCUGACUCUGACUCUGAUUGCAAUGACCCUGAGUAUGAUCCUGAUUGUGAAAUAGUUGAUGAGGAUGAUGAGGACGAUGUUCCUGUCUUUUCAUAUGAUGUUGAUGAUCCAUGUAUUGAUAAUGAUGUGAUAUUCCCAGAUGUUGAUCAGUGCAAGUCAGCAGUUACCCAUCAUGCUAUCUUGAAUGAUUGUGCUUUCCAUAUCGUCAAGAAAGAUAAGAAAAGAUUUAGAGCCAUAUGCAAGAGAGCAGAUAAGGGUUGCAAGUGGCAGUUUUAUGCAUCUACCAGCAAGAAGUACAUUGGAUGCAAGGUGAAGACGAGUGGACCAAAGCACACUUGUGGUUCAUUCAACAAAUGUGGUGACACGAUGGCCUCAAAUAAAUGGGUAGCUGACAGAGUGGUGGACUUGUUGCGGGACAAACCCACAAUGAGACCUAAGGAGUUGCAGGAUGAGCUGAAGAAGAAGUACAAGAUGGAUGUUCCAUAUGACAGGGUAUACAGAGGCAAAGAGAGAGCACUUGACAUGAUAAAUGGGAAGUGGGAUGACAGUUAUGAUUUGCUACCUACUUAUCGCGCUGAGCUUCUCAAAUCAGUACCUGACAGUAUCAUUGAGUUAGACACAGAAGAGCACAAUGGGGAUGUGUGUUUCAAGAGGUUCUUUGUUGCUCUUAAACCAUGUAUUGAUGGUUUUUUGCAAGGAUGCAGGCCCUACAUUGCCAUGGACUCCACUCACUUGACAGGAAGGUCAAGAGGUCAGUUGGCAUCAGCUGUUGCAGUGGAUGGUCAUAACUGGUUAUUUCCAGUUGCAUAUGGAGUGAUUGAGACAGAGUCUAAGGAAAGUUGGACAUGGUUCAUCCAGAACUUGAAGAAAGCUAUUGGAACUCCUACAGGUUUGGUAAUCAGUACAGAUGCAGGCAAAGGAAUAGAAGGGGCUGUAGAUGAUGUGUACCCAGGAGUGGAACAUAGAGAGUGUAUGAGGCACUUGUGGAAGAACAUGAAGAAAAAGUACUAUGGUCCCUUGUUUGCUCAGAAUAUGUGGGCAGCCGCCAAGAGCUUCACAAUUGAUAAGUUCAAUUACCACAUGGGGAAGAUAGAGGAGAAGAGUCCUGAUGCACUUUCCUGGUUGGAUAACAAUCAUCCAUAUGUGUGGAGUAGAAGCAAAUUCUCUGAUGACUGCAAGGUAGAUUACAUCAAUAAUAACCUCUCUGAAUGUUUCAAUAGCUGGGUGUCAAAAACCAAGGACAUGCAGAUUGUGGACAUGCAUGACAAGAUAAGACAGAUGAUCAUAACCAAGUUUCAUUUGAGAGGAAAGAUUGGAAGUAACAUGGAGGGCAGAAUAAUCCCAGCUAUUACUAAGUCUUUGAAUGCUAAAAGCAAGACUAUUAAGGACCAUGAGGUCUUGACAUGUGGAGCUGGAACAGCUGAAGUAACUGUGUCCACCAUCAGGCAUGCAAUCAACUUGGAGCAGAAGACAUGUAGUUGUAGGGUUUGGCAAGUGACUGGAAAGCCCUGUAGCCAUGCUUUAGCUUUCAUUGCAAAGCUUAGUAGGGAGGUACAUAUGGAUGACUUUGUCCAUGAAUACUUCUCUGUUGAGAGGUUCAGAAAGGCAUAUGCAGGUGUUUUUAAUCCAAUGACAUCGAAGCAUCAGUGGCCACGUAUUGACAUAGGUUGCAAAAUCAAGAAGCCUAAAUUGCGAAGGAAACCUGGGAGACCAAGAGUAUCCAGGAUCAAGGCAUCUGAUGAGGCACACACUAGGAAGAGAAGAGAAUGCACCGAAUGUCAUGAACUAGGACAUACAGCCAAGCAUUGCCAAGGAGGUCUCACAGCUAGUCAAAAGAGGAGGCUUUCAUCUUCAGAAAAUGCAUCAGGAGAGGGGAGCAAUGAUCCAAGUGUUACACACACAUCAAAGUAA